Molecule: messenger RNA, 255 nt
Organism: Sclerotinia sclerotiorum 1980 UF-70
Lineage: Eukaryota; Fungi; Ascomycota; Leotiomycetes; Helotiales; Sclerotiniaceae
Exons: 1
Coding region: 1-255 (84 amino acids)
Source: RefSeq, a predicted model, not a curated record
AUGCCGAAGAUAGAUAUUCGCAGACUUACUGAUGUAGUUGAUGAUCUUCCUCUCCUCUCCAUAAAAACGAAAAGCAUCGACAUUCGCAACCAGGACCCUAAAUGGAUGAAACUGGCAUUUUUGGCCAACUGCUGCAUACCGAAGAAGGGUCAUUUAAAAAGUCAUUUAAAUAUCUUCCGUGCCCACCAUGGGUACUGCUGCGCUUCCGCAUCGGUUCUAGAAAGAGGGGUUAUUGAAGAUGAUGCUUCAUUUUAG